Molecule: messenger RNA, 1050 nt
Organism: Penicillium crustosum
Lineage: Eukaryota; Fungi; Ascomycota; Eurotiomycetes; Eurotiales; Aspergillaceae
Product: SDR family oxidoreductase
Exons: 1
Coding region: 1-1050 (349 amino acids)
Molecular function (GO): oxidoreductase activity, acting on the CH-OH group of donors, NAD or NADP as acceptor
Source: RefSeq, a predicted model, not a curated record
AUGUCGCAAAAGCAAGACCAAGUUAUCCUGAUCACUGGCGCCUCUGGCUUCAUUGCCACCCAUAUUGUGAAGGAUUUCCUUAGUGCUGGCUAUCAUGUUCGCGGAACCGUCCGUUCAUCCGCCACGGCCGAGCUGGUGCGCCAAAGCUUCUCUCAAUUUACAUCUCAAUUGAGUCUCGUGAUCGUGGAAGAUAUGGGCAAGCCUGGAGCAUUUGAUGAGGCGGUUCAAGGUGUUCAUGGUGUGAUUCACACCGCAACCCCAUUCCAAAUCUUCAAUAUCGAGGACAAUGAGCGCGAUCUGCUCCGGCCAGCCAUUGACGGAACCACCAAUAUCCUCAACUCCGUGCUCAACCACGCCCCUGAAGUCAAGCGCGUUGUUAUCACUUCUUCUUUCGCCGCCAUGGCAGACUACAGUAAGGGCUCAUGGCCAGGUCACGUUUACUCCGAAGCCGACUGGAAUAUGACACCAUACGAAGUCGCAGCUGCUAAGGGCGCUCCGGGUGGUCUGGCAUACUCUACUGCCAAGGCAUUGGCUGAACGUGCUGCCUGGGAUUUUGUCAAAACCAACAAGCCCAAUUUCGAUAUCGCAACAAUCAUGCCUCCCAUGGUGUACGGCCCUAACAUCAAUGCCACUGCCAGCCUAGCCAAGCUGAAUACCUCUUCUUCUGAUAUCUACCGUCUGAUUUCACCUCGAACCAAAUCCUCCGAUGAGGUCCCUCAAAACAUGUUCUGGUCAUUUGUGGAUGUCCGUGACGUUUCAAAGGCCCAUCUUCGUGCCUAUGAGGUUCCUGAGGCCGGUGGCGAACGCUUUUUCCUUUGCACCGGCAACUUUACCUAUCAACAGUUUGUUGACGCUUUGCGUGAGAAGAUCCCUGAAAUUCGUGACCGCGUGCCUGUUGGAAAUCCGGGCACUGGAGCUGUCCCUGAGACAGUGUACACCAUCGACAACUCGAAAUCACAGAAGAUUCUGGGAAUUCAGUACCACGCGCUUGAGGAUACCGUUGUUGAUGCUGCACGUUCUCUUUUGGAGCUAGAGAGGAAAUCUGCCUAG